Mustela erminea (ermine) is the source of this 2823-nucleotide messenger RNA. RefSeq names its product melanoma antigen preferentially expressed in tumors-like. NCBI's taxonomy places the organism in Eukaryota, Metazoa, Chordata, Mammalia, Carnivora, Mustelidae. The transcript is spliced from 6 exons. Gene Ontology annotation, cellular component: cytoplasm. Gene Ontology annotation, biological process: positive regulation of cell population proliferation; negative regulation of apoptotic process; negative regulation of DNA-templated transcription. The record is from RefSeq and is a predicted model, not a curated record. The coding region runs from base 941 to 2479 and encodes 512 amino acids.
CUUUCUUGUGGAGUGACCUUGGACUAAUCGCUGGUAAACUGCCCUCCCCCGAACUCCCACUUCUAUUUUCCAUCUGAAAAGUGAGUUUUCACAACAGAGGUCGGAGUGAAAAACCUAACAAUGUGCUUCUUCUGGCUCCAGGCAGCCUCAGCUACGUGCUCCUUAGGACUGGCCGCGCCUGUGAGUUGCAGACGUAACAAUUCAUCGAACUCGGGCGUCUGCGUUCAUUGUUUGCUCUCACUAGUUGGACGGGUGUGCAGUUAAAAUGGGGUGGCUGCUCUAGGAAUCUGGCCCCUAAGGAGAUGCCGGGGUAUGGGGGGGCAGAAGGGACAGAACGUGGGCCGUGUCCUCGAGGGAGGGGUCGCUUUUGACAGAGCACAGGGUCUGCCAUUCCAGUUGUUCUCUCGUUCAGCCCAUGGGAAAUUGUUGGUCAGAUCUGGAGAUUAGAGGAGAUGCCCACUGAACGGGCAGGGUCAGGUCUCCGGUUUUCCAUUUCCUCAGCAGUAUUCGCAGAGAUUUUCAUAGGAGCCCGUGGCUUGAUAAAUAUACGUGUUAACACACAGCCUCUUUGUUUCUGGAGAAUUUUGGUUCUUGCUCUCAGACUUGGGUAGACGGAGGUGACUGAGAGGAUAGGAGACCACGGAAACCAGGUACUGGAGGACCGGAGGCCAGUCUGAGCCGGACCAGAGUGGACGGAAGACAUCUUAAGUUCCCAGAGAAGUGUGAAGGGAGAGUAUGGCUGUGACAAAAGGAUGAAGAUGUCUUAGAGGAAGUGAUUCUGGCAGAAGUCUUCACACUAAAGGAACUCUCUCAAAAAUAUGUCAUGACAUUGGAAACAUGAAGGAAUAAAUAUUGGAAAUCUAUCCAAACUUAUAAAGCAGCAUGACAGUUCUCCAGGGCAUAGGAAAGCUGUCUUAACUUGAACAUUUGAGUUAUACUGAUGUGGCCAAAACUCCCCCAGGUAUACCUCCAGGAUUCUUUUCGGAGCAGAUUCAUCAGGAUGAGCAUGCCAGCCCCACCCAGACUUCUGGACCUGGCAGGUCAGAGCCUGCUGAGGCACCAGGCCUCAGCCAUUGCCGCUCUGGAAGUGCUGCCUAUGGAGCUCUUCCCACCACUGUUCACGGCGGCCUUUGCUGGGAGAUACAGCGAGAUUCUGAAGGUGAUGGUGCAGGCCUGGCCCUUCGCCUGCCUCCCUCUGGGGGCCUUGAUGAAGGAGCAGCAGCCCCACCAGGAGACCUUCCAAGCUGCACUCGAUGGCCUUGAUGUCCUGCUUGCCCAGGAGGUUCGCCCCAGGAGGUGGAAACUGCAGGUGCUAGAUUUACGGAAGAAUGCUCAUCAGGACUUCUGGACUGUGUGGUCUGGGACGAGGGCCAGUAUGUAUUCCCUGUUGGAGCCAGAGGUGGCCCAGCCCAUGAAGAAGAAGCGAAAAGUGGAUGGAUGCAAGCCAGGGCCCAAGCCACCCUUGGCUCCUGUGGAGGUGCUGAUAGACCUUUGCCUCAAGGAAGGUACCCCUGAUGAGUCCCUUGCCUACCUCAUCCAGAAAGUCCAGCAGAGGAAGGGUCUGCUGCACCUGUGCUGUAAGAAGCUGAAGAUUUUCGCAAUGCCCAUACAGAACAUCAAGAAGAUCCUGAAAAUUGUACAGCUGGACUCGAUCCAGGAUUUGGAAGUGAAUUGCACCUGGAAACUGUCCACACUGGGGAAGUUUGCUCCUCAUCUGGGUCAGAUGGGCAAUUUGCGCAGGCUCCUCCUCUCGCACAUCCACAUGUCUUCCCACACCACCCCAGCGAAGGAGGAGCACUGCGUCAACCAGUUCACUGCUCAGUUCCUCAGGCUGCACCACCUUGAGGAGCUCUAUUUGGACUCUAUCUCCUUCCUGGAAGACCGUCUGGACCAGGUGCUCAGCUGCCUGAAGACCCCCCUAGAGACCCUGUCAAUAACUAAUUGCCUGCUUUCGGAAUCUGACUUGACAAAUCUGUCCCAGCACCUGAACGUCAGUCAGCUUAAGGACCUGGGUCUCAGUGGGGUCAACCUGACCAAUAUGAGUCCUGCACCUCUCCAAGUUCUGAUAGAGAGAGCCUCCGCCACCCUCCAGGACCUGGACUUAGAUGAGUGUGGGAUCAUGGACUCCCAGUUCACUGUCAUCCUGCCUGCUCUGGGCCGCUGCUCCCAGCUCACAACCUUUAGCUUCUGUGGAAACCCCAUCUCCAUGGCUGUCCUAGAGAACCUGCUGCGCCACACCAUCGGUCUGAGCAAGCUGAGCCAUGUGCUGUAUCCAGCCCCCUUGGAGAGUUACGAGGAUGUCCGUGGCACCCUUCACCUGGGCAGACUUGCCCAGCUGCACGCCAGGCUGAAGCAAAUGCUGCAGGAGUUGGGGCGGCCAAGCAUGGUCUGGUUUAGUGCCAACCCCUGUCCUCACUGUGGUGACAGGACCUUCUAUGACCCAGAGCCCAUUCUGUGCCCCUGUUAUAUGCCUGCUUAGCUGGAUAUACACAUAUCAUAGGCUUUAUUCUGGGCACAGAAGCCCAGGUGUAAGUGUAUCUUAAAGGAGCACGGAAGCCACAGUUUGAGAAAAUCUGCCCCAUGUGAGUAGGAAAAAGAAAGGUGAUUCAGGGGGCGGGGGGGAUGUUGACUUGGGAGUUAACAGGAUCUUUGGAGAGAUGCAUCUUCUAGCAUUAGAAAUAUGAAUCUGAAUUUCUAGAGGGAGAUUCGGGUUUGGGCGGUAGAUGUGGGAGUUACCCCUGCCUACAUGGUUGUAAAGACAUGGUCCAAAAUAAAGAGAACCUCAGUGUCAACCAUAUGGUGUCCUCUGAGCUCCAUGAACCA